AUGCAAUUCUCUACGAUCAAGUACGCAGUCGCUGCUCUAGCUGUCUACAGCAGCAGUGUCCUCUCUGCGGCCACGCCUGCAGAGGUUGUUCAGAACAUCCGUACGCUCACCCAGAAGUCUCAAGCCCUUCAGGCUCCUGCUCAGAGCAUCAACAUCGUCAGCGGUCCUUUGAUCCUCAUUGGCCAGGGUCCCUUCCCGCCAAUCAUUGCCGGAUUUACCGAUAUCGUCGUGACCACAACCACUGCCAUCGCAUCAAUGCAGGGAAUGUCCCCUGUUCCUGCGGGAAGCCCAUCUGAUGACAUUUUCAAUGCAUUCCGCGAAUUUGUGCGCGUACACCAAGUACUUCUCAACAUUCUUAUUGGCAAAGCUGGUUUGUUCCAAACCGUUCCCUUCAUUGGCCAGCCCGUCGCACAGGUUCUGCGACAGGUUGAAUCCGUGGUUGAUACGGUUGCUUUUGGCCUCAUCGACGCCGUGCAGAGCAGGGCGGACGACCUCCGAGGUCAGGCUUCUCAGCUCACAAUGACUAUUAGCAAGGCAGUUGACUCCUACGACGGCCUUAGUCUGUCUUAG
Colletotrichum spaethianum is the source of this 570-nucleotide messenger RNA. RefSeq lists its product as uncharacterized. The record is from RefSeq and is a predicted model, not a curated record. The transcript has 3 exons. Bases 1 to 570 code for a protein of 189 amino acids. Lineage: Eukaryota; Fungi; Ascomycota; Sordariomycetes; Glomerellales; Glomerellaceae.